GUCCACAUAGAAAAGCGACUUUUUCAGCUGUUGUCCAGUAGAUGGCGGCACAACUAAUUAAUAUUAUACUUAAUAGAGGGCAAAACAAUCACUGUCGUUUUUGAUUGCCUAGAUUCAAAAGGAAAUAUCAUUACAAAAUAGGUACCUAAUUCUUAGUGACAAUUUCUAGAAAAAAAACGAGACCUGAAUGUCCUGAAUAAAGGAGAAGAUAACGACAGCGGCAUGGAAUCUCAAGAUGGGUCGCAGUCUUUGGACGAAACCACCACAACAGACAUGGAAUUGAAGGAAAAAAAGAGGGAUGAGGAGGAAGAAGAAGACGACGAGCCAGAUGAAACCUUAUCAGAACGCCUCUGGGGACUGACAGAGAUGUUUCCAGAGCCAGUCAGAAACAUCACAUAUGCAACCAUGGUGAACACGCAGGCUGGGGCCAAAUUUGCAUACAACUUUUCCAGGAGUGCAAUGUGGAUAGUCUUUAGCUCUUCAAUCAUACUUUUUGCGCCAGUAAUAUUUGAAGUGGAAAAGGCUCAGAUGGAAGAAAUGCAGAAGAACCAACAAAAACAGAUGUUGUUAGGUCCGAAUUCAGCGAUAUCUGGGGGUGUUCCGCCCCCCAUAAUGCCUCCCAUGGCACAGAGGAGUUGAAAGGCUGCAUUUAGUUUUUUUUUAAUGAAAAUUUGGUACUACUACAUCCACUGUUGGGUAAAUUAGUUGUAACAAUACAACAGAACGUAUGUGAUUGCUGCUUCAGUUGGUUGCAGAUUUUUUCUAGUGCGCCACACAAAGGCAUGGUUAUGUUGUGUAAUCUUUAUUAAAAAUAGAGAGAUAUCGUAGCAA
This is a messenger RNA of Acanthoscelides obtectus, 831 nucleotides long. Lineage: Eukaryota; Metazoa; Arthropoda; Insecta; Coleoptera; Chrysomelidae. The record is from the annotation of a GenBank genome assembly.